Molecule: messenger RNA, 3552 nt
Organism: Phycodurus eques (leafy seadragon)
Lineage: Eukaryota; Metazoa; Chordata; Actinopteri; Syngnathiformes; Syngnathidae
Gene: boc
Product: BOC cell adhesion associated, oncogene regulated
Exons: 17
Coding region: 256-3357 (1033 amino acids)
Biological process (GO): nervous system development; axon guidance; cell-cell adhesion
Cellular component (GO): axon; plasma membrane
Molecular function (GO): protein binding
Source: RefSeq, a predicted model, not a curated record
UUCAGUGUGAGAAACGUUUUCUGGGGAGCACGCAGAGAAAAUGUCGCCGCAGUAAAUUAAAAAAAAAAAACAAAAAAAACACAACAACACGAGAAGAAGAAGGAGAAGAACACUUUUUUCCCCCGUCUUGUUUUUCUUGUUGUUGCAGAGGAGGACUCCACAUAAAAAAAGUCGAGCAGAAGAUUGCUUUGCUGAGGAGGGGAAAAAAAGGUGCAAGCGCUAAAUCGAGCAGUUUCGAGGGGUGGUGCAUGGAAGAUGUCUGGAAAACGCGACUGGACUCCAUGGAUAAGAAAAAGAAGCGUCCCCGUGUUGUGCGCUCUGGGCACAGUUCUGCUAUGUUGCCUUCAGAGCAGCGCUUCAGUCGCUGAUGAAGUCCCGGAGUUCACCGAGGAGCCCGUCUCAGUGGUGCAGAAGCUCGGAGGCAGCGUGAGCCUGCGCUGCGCCGCCCGCCCCGCGUCCGCCUCCAUCAGUUGGCGCCUGAACGGCCGGCAGCUUGUGGACGGAGACCUCGGCGUGGCGCUGGGGCCCGGAGGCUUGUUCAUCGCCACGCUGUCCAAUGUGACGUUAGGCCGCUACCAGUGUGUAGCCAGCAACCGGGUUGGGGCCCUGGCCAGUGUGCCCGCUGACGUCACCGCAGCCAAGCUGCGUGACUUCGAGCCCGACGACCAGCAGGAGAUCGAGGUGGACGAAGGCAACACGGCCGUAAUCGAGUGUCACCUCCCGGAGAGCCAGCCCAAGGCGCAGGUCCGCUACAGUGUCAAGCAGGAAUGGCUGGAGACAUCCAAAGGGAACUACCUCAUCAUGCCAUCAGGGAACCUGCAGAUCGCCAACGCCACACAGGAAGACGAGGGCCCGUACAAGUGCGCCGCUUACAACCCCGUCACCCAGGAAGUCAAGACGUCGUCCUCGGCCGACCGCCUGCGCAUACGCCGCUCCACGUCGGAAGCGGCCCGCAUCAUCUACCCGCCGGCGUCGCGCUCCAUCAUGGUGACCAGGGGCCAGCGGCUGGUGCUGGAGUGCGUGGCGAGCGGCAUCCCGACGCCGCACGUCACCUGGGCCAAGGACGGCCAGGAGCUGCGAGUCCACAACAACACCCGCUUCCUGCUCAGCAACCUGCUGAUCGACGCAGCCGCCGAGGGAGACUCGGGAACGUACGCCUGCCGGGCCGACAACGGCAUCGGCGCCGCCGUCGCCGCCACUGUGCUCUACGACGUGCAAGUGUUUGAGCCUCCUCAGGUGGCGGUGGAUCUGCAGCAGCAGGAGGCGCCGUUCGGCGAGACGGUGCGCUUCACCUGCCAGGCCCGCGGCAAGCCCGUGCCCGCCGUCACGUGGCUGCACAACGGCGUACCCCUGUCGCCGUCGCCGCAACACCGCCUCACAUCCCGGAUGCUGCGCGUCGCCAACGUGGGCCCGCAGGACGAGGGCCUGUACCAGUGCAUGGCCGAGAACGGCGUGGGCAGGUCGCAGGCGUCCGCGCGACUCAUCACCAUAUCCACUGGGAUUCCACCCAGGGCCAAGCUGCCCCCCAUGUAUCGCCCGCUCAGCCCGGACAAAGUUCUGAGGGAGCAGCCGCCCGUGAGGCCCGGCGCCGCGGGGGCCACAUUGCCUCUGGACUGCGCGACGAUACCGGGUCAGAUCCUGCCCGCCGAGGCGCCCAUCAUCCUCAGCCAGCCUCGCACGGGCAAAGCCGACUACUACGAGCUCACGUGGAGGCCGCGGCACGAGCGGGGAGCCCCUGUGCUGGAGUACAUGAUCAAGUACAGAAAGGUGGGCGACCCGUUGGCCGAGUGGACGUCCAGUAGCAUCUCGGGCUCCCUGCACAAGCUGACGCUGGCCAAGCUGCAGCCGGACAGCCUCUACGAGGUGGAGAUGGCAGCCAAGAACUGCGCCGGCUUGGGCCAGCCGGCCAUGAUGACCUUCAGGACGGGAAAAGGUCGUAAAGGAUUAGGAGGUCAUAAUGAUCUGCCUAAAACUCCCGCGGUUCCGUCGCCAAGCCUUUCGCCUCCUGAGGCGCCGGACAAGCCGACGGUGUCCACGGCGACGGAGACGUCCGCGUACGUGACGUGGAUCCCGCGCGGCAACCGCGGCUUCCCCAUCCAGUCGUUCCGCGUUGAAUACAAGAAAGUGAAGAAGGCGGGAGAGGACUGGGUGACGGCGGUGGAGAACAUCCCGCCCUCGCGGCUCUCAGUGGAGAUCACUGGCCUGGAGAAAGGAACGUCAUAUAAGUUCCGGGUGGUGGCGGUCAACGUGAUCGGGUCCAGCCCGCCCAGCGCCCCCUCCAAGGCCUACACGGUGGUGGGCGGGAGGACCCACGAACGCCCCGUAGACGGACCCUACAUCACCUACAACGAAGCCAUCAAUGAGACCACCAUCAUUCUUAAGUGGACGUACACGCCGGUGAACAACACGCCCAUCUACGGGUUCUACAUCUACUACCGGCCCACCGACAGCGACAACGACAGCGACUACAAGAAGGACGUGGUGGAGGGCGACCGCUACUGGCACUCCAUCGGCGACCUGCAGCCCGAGACGGCGUACGACAUCAAGAUGCAGAGCUUCAACGAGAAGGGCGAGAGCGACUUCGGCAACGUGGUCAUUCUGGAGACCAAGGCCCGCCCCCACCACCACAGGCCCGCCCCCUCCGAGGUCCCCAAGCGCGACGUGGGCCGCUCGGCGGGCGGCCCGGUGCCUCGGCCCGGCGACCUGCCCUAUCUCAUCGUGGGCGUGGUCCUGGGGGCCUUCGUCUUCAUCAUUGUCGCCUUCAUCCCCUUCUGCCUGUGGCGGGCCUGGGCCAAGCAGAAGCAAAUGUCGGACUUGUGCUUCCCUGCCGUGGCCGCACCGGUGUCGUCGUCGUGCCAGUACACUAUGGUGCCCCUGCAGGGUCUGGCCCUGGUGGGGCACUGCCCCGCUGACGGCCACCUGACGGUCCCGCACGCCGUUUACCCUCCCAGCGGAGAUUACGGGCACAACGGCAAAGCCCGCCACAACCAGCACCUGACCCGUAGCCUGCGCCCGGAGGAGGCGGACUGCGACACGGAGUGCGACACCUUGCUCCCGCACGGACUCGCCAAUGGGUACUUCUCCGCCAGACAUCCGGACGGCUACGAGCAGACGUUCCGGUCGGCCGACGAUUCCUCGUGCCGGAUUCUAGCGUGUUCCCGUCACCUGGACGGCGCGCAGGACGCGGACGCAGAGGAAGAGGCGCUUUCCCAAAAACUGGCGUCUUUCCCACCCGUCGUAUCUCUGGAAGAUGAAGGAAUUUUCACCGCGUCGUCGUCGACAGCCACGACGCCGCGAUCCCAAGACGCUCCAGCACAGGAAGCCGACGUCCUGCCCAGUGAAGCGAUGUACGCGUAAUAACAACAAAAAAAGACUGUUUAAAAAGAAAUCUAUUUAUUUUUGUAUCGCAGAUAUUUAUAUAUUUAUGUCUUUGUACAUACUGUAUGUUUGAUAACUGUAUAUAAGGUUAUUUUCAUAUUGAAAGAGGCUCUAUUCACAAGUCCCACCCUUUUGUCACCAGCUAUUAAAUAAAAAAAAUCUUUUUAUGCACAA